Molecule: messenger RNA, 2440 nt
Organism: Colletotrichum destructivum
Lineage: Eukaryota; Fungi; Ascomycota; Sordariomycetes; Glomerellales; Glomerellaceae
Product: Putative S1/P1 nuclease, phospholipase C/P1 nuclease domain superfamily
Exons: 3
Coding region: 740-1651 (303 amino acids)
Biological process (GO): DNA catabolic process
Molecular function (GO): nucleic acid binding; endonuclease activity
Source: RefSeq, a predicted model, not a curated record
UUCGCCAAUGAGACGUCUGGGUUUGUCAUCUUUGGAAUGAAGACAACGAAGGACACCGCAGAAAACCCAGUGGAUAGAGCCAAAGCUGACGGAGCUGAGCUUAUGUAAUGCAUCAAAGAUGCCUCUGUGAUGCAGCAGCAUCGAGAUGAACCGCUCGCUUGCUCCAAAUAACAUGCGCGAAUGCAGAUGUUGCAUAAGUCAUCAUCCGAAGUUUAAAAACAAGCCCCCCAGUCAUUCUGACAACGAAAGCAGACUUAAUUGUUGCAUUCCAGGUGGUCACCGGACACUCGUCGAUCAUCAGUAUUCUCUCCAAUGAUGUUUCACGUGGACACAUCCCGCGCACAGCCAUGACUCGCCCCACUCUCCGUGGCUGGUGCAGGUGUUGAAUGGGCGAGGGGUGUCGAGGUCCGUUCCUCGGCCAACUCACCUUCGGCCGGGGGUCCUGCACCAACGGCCCGCACAGCGCCAAUCAAUCACCCAUUCAUCCGUAUUGACGUUGACGUUAACGUGGAUGAGCGUUGGUGGGCGUGCAUCGCUCCCGUCCCUCCCUGUCCCAAAAGGACCGGUGACCCGACCACGCGUCGGACUCCCAUUUAAGCUCGUGUCUGUCCUGUUUCUAUGUUGGUAGCCGUCAUCAGACAUUUUGAAGCCAUCAAUAGCAAUUGCGGCGAGCCCCAAACUGUCGGACCACCUAGCCUGCAAACAAACGCCCGCCCGUAAUACAAAGUGCAAGCCUACCAUGAAGCUAUCGAGCACCGUCGCGCUGCUCGGUGCAUCUCUGCCCGGAGUCCUCGCGUGGGGAAGUCUGGGACACAUCGCGACGGCGUACCUAGCCAGUCACUUCGUCGCAAACACGACCGAGAAUUUCUUCCAAGAACUCUUGUGUAACGACACCGAGCACUACCUGGCCGGCGUCGCGACCUGGGCCGACACGAUCCGGUACACGAGAUGGGGCCACUUCACAGGACCAUUCCACUUCAUCGACGCCCACGACAGCCCGCCCGAGUACUGUGGUAUUGAUCUCGAACGGGACUGCAAGGCCCAGGGCUGUGUUGUGACGGCCCUCGCCAACUACACCGCGCGGUCGCUGGACCCCGAGCUGAGCGGCUGGGAGCGCAACCAGGCCGCGAGGUUCGUCGUGCACUUCAUCGGCGACAUCCACCAGCCUCUUCAUAACGAGGACGUGGCCCGAGGUGGAAACGGAAUCCACGUGAAGUGGCACGGCACCGACUUCAAUCUGCACCACGUCUGGGACAGCUCCAUCGCCGAAAAGUUGAUUGGGGGCUCACGCCGGAGGCCGUACGACAACGCGAAGCGGUGGGCGGACGAGCUGGCCGAGGAGAUUAAGACGGGCAGGUUUGCCGAGCAAAGAGAGGAGUGGCUGAAGAGCCUGGACUUUGACAAUGUCAACGCAACCGGGCUGCAGUGGGCGAGAGAGGGCAACGCCUUCGUGUGCACGCACGUGUUUCCCGAGGGGCCGCGUGCGAUCGCCGGCCAGGAGCUCGGCGGCGAGUAUUUUGAGAAGGCAGCACCGGUGAUUGAGCUCCAGGUGGCCCGCGCAGGCGUAAGGAUGGCCGCUUGGCUGGAUCUGAUUGCCGUCGCGUACCAAGAUCAAGCGAAAAAGGCCAGUGUGGCCAUGGAAGAGUUAUGAGAUGAGACGCCAAGCACAUGCCGCUGCCUGUACUCCCGACUUCCCAUAGAACAUUCUUGUUUACUCACCAGGCGAAACGUGACUUGACGCAGCCAAAACUCGGACCAUAUAUGGUAGCCCUAUCCGGAUUUGCUACUGGCCAACUGCACCGUGACACAUGUUGUCAAGCAAUUGACUGAUGAAACGACAGCCUAUGACAGAUUGCCAAGACAUCAAGAGGCUCCUUCUUGGCCAUACUGCCGAAAGUCACAACAGCCGCCACGCGGCGGCUCACUGACUUUACAUUGACAGCAAAAUCGGUCGGGUGUCGCGGACGGAAGGAUGAUCACGCCGAAUGUGUUAUAUGGUCUUGGCCAGACUCUCUCCGGUCGAGGAGUCCUUCUGGUGGGUGGCCGUGUUUGAUUACCAUGGAAGAGUGUUUCCCAGAGGCGCACUCGGCAAAACGUUUCCUGGCGUUGAAAGAAGUGGCGUGACUUCGGCUUGCUGGGCAGUGGAGAAUUUGGAAUCGGACUGGUGGCGGCCUCAACGUCUGGCAGUGAUAGCGGGGUGUGCGUAGCACUUAGGAUGAUAGGCGACUUCUGGCAUCAGGAUUGCGAUGACAGUCCUUGUCGAGGGUCUGAGGGCAGCAGGAGGAGCAUUUCUUCAAAGGGGAUUGGACGCCAAUGGCAGUGCAUGGCAGAAGACCCAACGGGAUUGGCACGGCUUCUGCACAUCAAGUUUUGCGAUGACGGCUGAGCUUGCUGGGUCGUCAUUCAAGGUAGCGAAAGAAGGCAAUGGGAAGCGUUUGUC